GGGCGCUUAUCGGUUGGAUCUCCUCCCCAGAGUCACGCCUUCAUCAAUCCACGGGGUUCUGGAACAGUGGAACCUCUGCUCUACUAGUACCAUUAGUUGCCUUAUAACCCGACCGCCUCGACAACAGCCCUGCGCGCUGUCUACCUGACCUACCACCGUCCCCCGACGACAGCAUCACUACUUCUACACCUCACAUCACCUUCAUUCCCUUUUCGCCACUGAGUGUGCCCUUGUACUCUGGCAUACCGAGAUGGGUUCCAACAGCGGCAGAACAACAAAGCUCGCCUUGGUCCCGCUGCCCAAAGGAUCGGUCCUACUCCCUGGGGUCACGCUACGGAUUCCCAUCUCCAAUCGCCCGGAUCUCGCCAAUCUUCUUUCGACCAUCGUUGAUCGAUCGGCCGUGGCAAAGCGCGAUGGGACACCGAUCACCUUUGGAUGCAUUCCCCUCAGUUCGCCGUUCCUGAGUAAAGACGGCCAGCGACUUAUUGAGGAUGGAAGCCUAGAUGAAGAAAGGAGGGAGGAAUAUGAGAUGAUUGAUGCUGGGCAGGCAAGGAAGGAAGAUCUGUUCCGGCAUGGCACUGUCGGCAGAGUGAUCGGCAUCCAGCGUCGUGCCUAUUCUGAGCCGGCUCUUGUGGUUCAGGGAGUCCAGCGGUUCACUGUCAGGCGUGUCUUGAAGGAGAGACCUUUCUUCGAAGCUGAAGCUGUUGUUCUUGAUGAAAAAGAAACAGUCUCCAGUGAUACGGAAACCUUCGACUUGUUUCAACAAUUGCGACUACUUUCUCGCGAGCUCCUGACCCUGCUGCGACUGUCUUCACUGCUGCCUUCUCCAGGAACCCGUUUGUCGCCCAUCAUUGCUCGGAAAUUCGAGCUAUUCAUAGCCAAGUCCGACGUCUCCCACGCAGGCAGACUGGCUGAUUUCAUGGCGGACGUCGCUGAAGCCGGUUUUGAAGAGAAGCUUCGAAUCCUGGCGUCGCUAGACGUUAAGAUUAGACUAGAGCGAGUUGUUGAAAUCCUGACCAGGCAACUACAGAACAUCAAGAGUAACGUGAAGGUCACUACGAUUACUACCAACAGCUUCCCCAGUUCUGGAUUUGACAUCAGCCAGAUUGAUCCCCGGGACCGUGAGCUUCUGGCCAGAAGGGCCAUGGCUGGUCUGAGCGGUCUAACGCCACCGGGAGUUUCAGCUAGUCGAAACAAUGACGGUGAUGACAAGGACUCAAACGAAGUCGAUGAGCUCCAGGAGAGAUUGCAGGAGGCACAGCUUAGCCCUGAGGCACGGAAAGUUGCCGAUAAGGAACUCCGCCGUCUUCGGAAGAUGAACCCAGCAAAUGCGGAGUACGGUGUCUGCCGAACCUACCUCGAAAACAUUGCGGACAUCCCAUGGACUAAGGUUACUGAGGAUCAGCUUGGACCGGAGACCUUGAAGAGAGCCAGGAAGCAACUAGAUGAUGAUCAUUAUGGCUUGGAGAAGAUCAAGAAACGGCUUCUCGAGUACUUGGCCGUGCUGCGGCUCAAGCAAUCUACCAACAGAGAUGUUGAGCGCCAAAUUGAGUCAUUGUCGAAGGAGCUCGAGGCUUCCGAUGGAGGCGAUCUUGAGAAGGAAGUUCCUGCUUUGUCCGAGUCGGACCGGGUCGCUGUUGAAACGAGGCUGCAUCUAUUGAAGUCCAGACGCAUGGGCGACAAGUCCCCGAUCCUCCUGCUUGUCGGACCACCUGGUGUUGGCAAGACCAGCUUGGCACGAUCCGUCGCUGCAUCGCUUGGUCGCAAGUUCCAUAGAAUCUCCCUGGGUGGCGUGAGAGACGAGGCAGAAAUCCGAGGUCAUCGGAGAACCUAUGUUGCCGCGAUGCCGGGGCUGAUCGUCAGCGGAUUGAAGAAAGUUGGCGUCGCAAAUCCCGUGUUCUUGCUUGACGAGAUCGACAAGGUCGGGGGCGCAAAUUUCCAAGGAGACCCAUCGGCAGCCAUGCUGGAGGUCUUGGAUCCCGAGCAGAACCAUACGUUCUCGGACCACUACAUCAACAUCCCCAUCGACCUGAGCAAGGUCCUUUUCAUUGCCACGGCCAACUCUUUGGACACCAUCCCCGCACCACUUCUUGACCGCAUGGAGACCAUCUCACUGUCUGGCUACACCACUGUUGAGAAACGACACAUUGCUAAGAGACACCUUAUCCCCAAGCAAGUCAGGUCCAACGGGCUUUCGGAUGGCCAGGUGGAUCUGUCUGACAACAUUAUUGACAAGGUUAUUACUUCCUAUACCAGAGAGUCUGGUGUUCGUAACCUGGAGCGUGAGCUUGGCUCGAUCUGUCGGUUCAAGGCUGUUCAGUAUGCGGAUGCGGGAGAUGCAGACCGGCUUGAUGCAUACAACCCUGUGGUGACCAUGGAUGACCUGGAAGAGAUUCUUGGCAUUGAGCGCUUUGAUGAAGAGAUUGCAGAAAAGCAUGGUCGACCGGGUGUUGUUACUGGGCUCGUUGCGUAUUCCACUGGUGGCCAAGGUAGUAUCCUGUUUAUUGAGGUUGCAGACAUGCCGGGCAACGGCCGGGUCCAGCUCACUGGCAAGCUGGGUGAUGUACUCAAGGAGAGCGUGGAGGUGGCUCUAACCUGGGUCAAGGCCCAUGCGUUUGAGCUUGGACUGACCGCGGAUCCUAACGAGGAUAUCAUGAAGAACCGCAGCCUGCACGUCCACUGCCCAUCCGGAGCCAUCCCGAAAGACGGCCCCUCGGCCGGUCUGGCGCACACGAUCGGCCUGAUUUCGCUGUUCACCGGCAAGGCGGUCCCGCCCAGCGUUGCCAUGACUGGUGAAGUGUCGCUCCGAGGCAAGGUGAUGCCCGUUGGCGGUAUCAAGGAGAAGCUCAUCGGGGCGCUGCGUGCCGGCGUCAAGACCGUCCUGCUGCCCCAGCACAACCGUAAGGACGUCAAGGACGUACCCCAGGAGGUCGGCGAAGGGCUUGAAAUUGUCUAUGUCACACAUAUCUGGGAGGCCAUCCGACAGGUGUGGCCCGACGCGCACUGGCCUACUCAACACACCAACUUUAUCGAGAGCCGGCUGUAAUCCAACCCGAUCCCUCGCCAUCAUAACUCCGCCACGACAGAAUGCCUGUGUAGAUACUUGAGUUCCUUUUCCCGUAUUUUCUUGUUGAGCGCAGCGACCCCCUUCCUUACCCAGCGGUUGAUAUUUUGUGACCCAUUCCCAACAUAUGAUAAACUUGGAUAAAUACCAUUUCCAUCCCAUCUCAACCAAAUCAAAGAAGCCCAUCCUCAGAAUGAC
Molecule: messenger RNA, 3262 nt
Organism: Aspergillus sclerotioniger CBS 115572
Lineage: Eukaryota; Fungi; Ascomycota; Eurotiomycetes; Eurotiales; Aspergillaceae
Product: putative LON domain serine protease
Exons: 3
Coding region: 251-3046 (931 amino acids)
Biological process (GO): protein targeting to peroxisome; protein quality control for misfolded or incompletely synthesized proteins; protein catabolic process
Cellular component (GO): peroxisomal matrix
Molecular function (GO): ATP binding; ATP hydrolysis activity; serine-type endopeptidase activity
Source: RefSeq, a predicted model, not a curated record